Raphanus sativus (radish) is the source of this 672-nucleotide messenger RNA. RefSeq lists its product as uncharacterized. The transcript is spliced from 5 exons. Lineage: Eukaryota; Viridiplantae; Streptophyta; Magnoliopsida; Brassicales; Brassicaceae. The record is from RefSeq and is a predicted model, not a curated record. Bases 1 to 672 code for a protein of 223 amino acids.
AUGAUGUUUUUUUCAGAUGUGAUUGGUCAAGUUCAAGACUUGGGGGAUCUUGAAAGUAUUCAAGUCUCAGGCAAACCAAGAAUGAAAUUGGAGUUUACCCUUCGCGACAUCAAUGAUGCUCGUGUUCCCUGCUGUCUGUGGGGUAAAUUUGCCGAGAUCCUCUACGAGGGGUGUAGAAAAGACGAGGAAGGGAAGCCCAUUUGUCUAAUAAGGUUUGCAAAGAUCGGGAAAUUUAGAGGUGAACUCCAAAUCACCAAUGCUUUUGAGGCAUCAUUGGUCUUGAUUAAUCCUGACAUAGCUGAAACUGCUGCUUUCAAACAAAUGUUUGUUGAUGAGGUUAAACCCCUCGCCCUUUGUGAGGGUCGUGAUGAAACACUUGAUUUGGAAGAGGUGAAAUGUAUCCAAGAGAAGCGUGACAAAUGGAUGCUUUAUCCCAAGAGAACCAUCCAGGAACUCCUUGAGUCCACUCAGGUGGAUAAGUGCUUGGUCGAGUGCAAGGUCUUUGCUAUUGACUCAGAUUGGGGCUGGUAUUACUUUGGUUGCUGCACAUGCAACAAAAAGGUGGUGAAAGUGGGAACUUUAGUUAAGACAAUUCAUGGAAACGAGGUCACUACACAUCUCUGGUGGUGUGAGGUGUGCAAAGAGAAUGUUUCAAGUGUGUCACCAAGGUGA